GCGUCUCUUUUUCGAGUCAUUUCUGAGGAUUCUGAAGAGAAUCACCUCCGCGAGCACUGCUCAGUCAGAGAACACAGAGAAUAGAGGAUCUGCGCGUGCCUUCCUGUCUCCCCUCCUUCCGUAUUCAGACUUCAUAUGGUGUCACAGUUGACUGCUCGCUUCCCUGCAGGCUCGAACACGAGAUAAUCACAGGCAUUUGAUCCGCCAAAUGCAUACGUGAAAACAACAAUUACCCGCUGGAGAUAAAACACAGUCACGGACACCUGCGCGAAUGGGAAAAAUACGCGGUGCCUGAUCCAGUUAUAGUAGGCUGCAGCUACCGGUUGCUCUCACUGUUUCGUUCAACGGGAAACUUGAUUUGAACGUGUCGUUUUGGGGAGAAGGUAAGCGACAGUAGAUACAUGCGAGGAAGGAUAGCAGUCUGAAUAGCAAGCAGGGUGUCUCCGAGAGAGAGAGAGAGCGAGAGAGCGAGAGAGAGAGAGGAACUGGUGCUGUCCUUUCAGCACCACGGAAAGCAGUCAAACACCGCAUUCACCUUGCUUACCAUGAAUGUCAUUAACUGGUUCUACCAAAACCACCACAACAGGAAGAGAGUCUUUGUGUUGGAUUCGGAUUAGAAAGAAGGAACAACACCCAUUUCUAUCUUCUUCACCUUUCGGAUUUAAACCACCAUCAAUUGAUUCGGAUUUAAACCACCGUCCAUUGUUUCGGAUUUAAACCACCAUCCAUUGUUUCGGAUUUAAACCACCAUCCAUUGUUUCGGAUUUAAACCACCAUCCAUGGUUUCGGAUUUUAAACUCCCAAUACAUUGUUAAUGGCAUGCCAUUGGCUACAUUGGCUAUCAUUUUGAAUUUAAAUGUUUUCCCUCUUGUGAUUGAUUUCCAUGACAGGUUGUGGAAACAUUGGGGCAUCCGGUAUCAUCAGAGGGAAUAUGUGCUAAAUCAGUCCUGUCGGCCUACACUUGUUAUUUAGGAUCUACAGCCUGCAACCAGCAGCAGAUGUAUUUUGUGCAUUGUCCUACAGCCUAGCCUCAUCUCUUCCCUUUCCCUGUGUAUGUGUUGCACUUGCACGCGUUUUUUUUCCCCCUCCCGCGGUGGCGUACCGGUGCUCAUAGAGUUGCCGUUGUGAUGCUGGGAACUUAUUGGAGACAUGCCUAAGGGACGCGAUGGGCUUGAGCGACGAAAAGGAUCGCAUUGUGAUAAACGUGGGAGGGACCAAGCACCAGACAUACCGCGGUACCCUGCGCACCCUGCCCGGCACCCGCUUAUCCUGUCUGGCCGAACCCGACGCGCCUAGCCACUUCGACUGGGACGACAAACAUGAGGAGUUCUUUUUCGACCGCCACCCGGCUGUUUUCGCCCAUAUCCUUAACUAUUACCGAACUGGUAAACUGCACUGCCCUGCGGAUGUCUGCGGACCUCUUUACGAGGAGGAACUGGCCUUCUGGGGCAUCGAUGAGACGGACGUGGAGCCUUGCUGCUGGAUGACCUAUAGCCAGCACAGGGAGGCGGAAGAAGCGCUUGAUAGUUUCGGCGGGGGUGCCCUGCUCGACCUGACCAGUAAUGAUGAUCAGGACCCGGAGGUCGUGGCCGACCCGGGGGAUGGGGUCGGUGAUGAGGCAGAUGAGAUGACGAGGAGGCUGGCGCAGGGGGACUCUACCGACGCAAAGGCAGGGGGGCUGUGGGGUCGUUGGCAGAAACGCAUGUGGGCUCUGUUUGAAGACCCCUACUCUUCUAAAUAUGCAAGGUGGAUAGCCCUGGCCUCUCUGUUCUUCAUCCUGGUGUCCAUCUCCACCUUCUGCCUGGAGACCCACGAGUUCUUCAACCCCAUCGUGAACCGCACCGAGCUGGAGCUGGUGGAUAACGUGACGGUGGAGCAUGUCUACCAGGAGACGGAGACGGUGGUCUACCUCACCUACAUCGAGGGCGUCUGCGUGGGCUGGUUUACCUUUGAGUUCAUGAUGCGAGUCAUAUUCUGUCCGGACAAGAUGGAGUUCAUGAAGAAAGCUCUCAACGUUAUUGACUUCGUGGCUAUCUUACCGUUUUACCUGGAGGUCGGGCUGAGCGGGCUGUCGUCUAAAGCGGCUAAGGAUGUUUUGGGUUUUCUCCGAGUGGUGAGGUUUGUCAGGAUCCUGCGUAUCUUCAAGCUGACCCGUCACUUCGUGGGCCUGAGGGUUCUGGGUCACACGUUACGAGCUAGCACCAAUGAGUUCCUCCUCCUCAUCAUCUUCCUCGCCCUGGGAGUUCUCAUCUUCGCCACGAUGAUCUACUACGCCGAACGGAUGGGAGCAGACCCGACCGACCCGCGCGCCAGCGAGCACACGCACUUCAAGAACAUCCCCAUCGGAUUCUGGUGGGCCGUUGUUACCAUGACGACCCUUGGCUACGGCGACAUGUACCCCCAGACGUGGUCGGGCAUGCUUGUCGGCGCACUGUGCGCCCUGUCGGGUGUACUGACCAUCGCCAUGCCCGUCCCCGUGAUCGUCAACAACUUUGGAAUGUAUUACUCUCUGGCUAUGGCGAAGCAGAAGCUACCAAAGAAGAAGAACAAGCAUAUCCCCCGAGCACCCCAACCAGGAUCACCCAACUACUGUAAGUCCAGCAUCAACUCUCCUCCAACGCCCCAUAAAGCACUGCUCCUUCCUGAAAGCCCGAACUUAGUCCACCCCGUUUUGGCUCUGGCUCAAAACAUGUCUCUGACACACGACGACGUCUUCGAAGUAAAGUUUCCAGGUGCCUCUCCGGUGGGAGAAAUCAAUAGGCGAAAAUCACAGCCAAUCACAACACUGGCGGAUUCCAAGCUGAAUGGGGAGGCGGCCAACGCAGCUCUAGCCAACGAGGACUGUCCUCAUAUAGACCAGGCCAUCUCGCCAGAGGAGAUCUUCAGCCCCAGUGAGAGAGAACGGCCUUGUUGUCUCGUCACCACAGCUGCAGAACGGCCCAACCACACAGGGGGUAGAGACAGGAGGGAGACCACCCAGCGACAGCCCCGGAGCAGACCACCAGCAUCUGACUCAGUUUGUGUAAUGAACCGUGGUGUUCCCACCACUAUAUGUCUAUCCCAUAAUAAGACCCCCCCACCCCAACGCCAGCCCCACGCCUGAUAAUACAGUAGCCUCAUUUGUUUUGUGUGUCAAAUGAGCAGUUUUAAAUAAUUGGAUGUUACAGUGGCAACCUGUACCCCAUAGACUAAACGGCAUCCUAUUCCCUAUGUAGUGCACUACUUUUGACCCGGGGUAAUACCCACCCUGAUCACAAGUAGUGCACUACAUAGGGAAUAGGGUCCCAUUUGUUGUUAAGAUGCAUCCUAACUCAGCAAUAGAUGUAGAACAGAGGGAGUGUUGUUGUCAAGCCUUAUGUAGCGAAGCACCUGUGAUUGGUUAUUGUGCUGUAACGUGCUGUGUUGUUCUCUAUGUGCCUGUAUUGUUUUAUUUUUUGAGUGAUUAUCAAAUAUUUGUGUGCUGCUUCUGUUUAAAAAAAAUAAAAUAAUAAUGUUGCUCAGAUAAAGUUAUAUGCACAGAACUAGAAUGAGAUUCUAUUUUCUAUGGUUCUCUCCUCCCCUCCCUCAAUAGAUGAUCACUUAUGUCAGCCAGACGAAACCGAGUUAACAGCAAGUCUUUCAAUUGUAAAGUUGCACUGUCACUGUCACAUGAAUGAUAAUAAUAAUAAUAAUAAUAAUAAUAAUAAUAAUAAUAAUAGCCUUUUUACACUGUUUGCACCUGUGAACUUUAAAAUUCAUUUCAUUAUACUUGGAGAUAUCAAAGUUAGGAUUUAAAUACUGUAUGUCCACAUUGGAGACCAAACACAAUAACGUGUACAAUAUCGUUAUUUCUAAAAACACACCGCUCAUUGCUUUGCUGUUGAUAACUACGCCAAGGCAUUACAACUGCCAGACCUGCUGUAACAAAGUGGUCCGUUACAAAACCUACAACUGUGUUGGUGAAGCACGUCCCCCUUCAGGGCUAACUUCCUGAUAGAAAUGUCACACAUACAUUUAGCAUAUCAAGUAUCAACACACGAUUGCCAGUUCAACAACAAUGAGUACAAUGGUUCUCCCGAGUGGCGCAAGUGGUCUAAGGCUAGCUGUGCCACUAGAGAUCCUGGUUCGAAUCCAGGCUCUGUC
This is a messenger RNA of Coregonus clupeaformis (lake whitefish), 4122 nucleotides long. RefSeq names its product potassium voltage-gated channel subfamily C member 1-like. The coding region runs from base 1166 to 3103 and encodes 645 amino acids. Gene Ontology annotation, biological process: protein homooligomerization; potassium ion transmembrane transport. Gene Ontology annotation, cellular component: neuronal cell body membrane; dendrite membrane; axon. The transcript is spliced from 5 exons. The record is from RefSeq and is a predicted model, not a curated record. NCBI's taxonomy places the organism in Eukaryota, Metazoa, Chordata, Actinopteri, Salmoniformes, Salmonidae. Gene Ontology annotation, molecular function: delayed rectifier potassium channel activity; protein binding.